AUGAGUGACUCAUUUUCGGUGACGCCUCCGGCGUCGCCUCUGGAUCCAUCUAAAGUUGGUGAUGGAGGAACAAGUGGUAAUGUAGGUUUGGGUACACAUAAUCAACAGAAAACUACCAAUAUCUCUUACAGAAAUAUUGUAACUGGAGGAGAUGCUGCUUCAUUGGUGGAUAUGAAUGAAGAUGAGGAAGAGAUCCAUGCAGAUGGAGAAUGGGAUGCUGAUAUAGAAGAUAUGCUGAAUGGGAUCAAAGUGAAAGAGGUCAAAGUUGGAGGGUAUGAUUGUCCUCAAAUAACUCUGUCUAAGUUUGAGGAGAACCGGAUUCAAAGGCCAUGGAGAAGGGGAGUUAUUGUGAAGCUGCUAGGAAGAAGAAUAGGAUAUAAGGCAUUGGAAAAUCGUCUGAAGCAGAUGUGGGUAAAGAAAGGCAUCAUCAAUAUCAUAGAUCUUGGUCAUGAAUACUACUUGGUUACAUUCACCCAUGAAGAUGAUAAAAAUGAAGCUCUAUUGGAUGGGCCGUGGUUUAUUUAUGAUCACUAUCUUACAGUCAAGGAGUGGACACCAAAUUUUCAUCUUGAAAGUGAAGCCAUUGUUAAUGUAGCAGUGUGGAUACGAAUUGCAAAUCUACCAAUCGAGUACUAUGAUCUAAAGCUACUCCAUGUGAUUGGUAAUUUAGCAGGACAAACCGUAAAAGUGGAUAAGAAUACGCAUCAACGAGAGAGGGGGAAAUAUGCCAGAAUCUGUGUGGAAGUGAAUAUUUCUAAACCUCUAUUGGCUAUUUUUUCCAUUAGAAAUAGAAACUACAAGAUUGAGUACGAGGGAUUGCACAUGUUAUGUUUACGAUGUGGGAAAUUUGGACAUUACAAAGAAGGAUGUUCGAUUAGAGAUAAUAAUGGAGGCAGUAUGGCACGAGGAGAUAAAGAGAAAGGACCUACUAUUCAUAUGAGAAAGGAGAAUGGCUUGGUUGUGCAGAAGAAGAAAUUGGGGAGGAAACCGCCAGAGUUGAAGAAAAAACAAACGCCGGUCAACAAUUGGAGCGGCAAAACCGGUUCAAGGUUUGUUUCACUUUUGGGUGACGUGGCAAAAUCCAGUGGACCCAAGAAGGUUAGUGCUGAUUCCCAGGCGGUGCAUUUGGAAACAAAUGAUGAGGCUUUGAUUGGAUGCAAUUUAAUAGGGGACAAAAAGAAUGAUAUGCCUUUAUUAGGUAUAGCUGGAGUGGGGGAUAAAGGAAAUGAUGAGGAGUUGAUCUUGUCGUUGAAUAGAAUGGAAGUUAAUGAUGACGUAAUUAAUGUGUUUAUUGAAAAUAAUAGUGCCACCAUGCAACGUGAAUUCUUAACCCAGAACUAUGUCAAAGAUGGCAUUACUGAAGACAAGAGAGAGAAAGGACCAGUUGAUAAAACUCAAAAUUUACAAGGGGGUGGACAAAAGGAUGAAGUCAAUAACACAAAUAUAGUUCAUUUAGUUCGACCGCCAGGAAAAAAGUUUGUGUAUGGAGAGUGCACACUUGAAGAUAUACAAGAUCCAGAGAUGAGUGCUGGUAUGGAUACGUCUAUGCACACUAUGGAGGUCUUGGAAAAGAAACAGAAUAGCCAAGGAAUAGAAGAAGAAAUGGUGGAUGAAACACCUGAAGGAGGAGCAGCAGACAAGGAUUUCUUUAGGUUUUGUAAAUAUUAUACAGAUAUAUACAAACCAGAGGUCAUUGUUCUUAUGGAAACGAGAAGUGAGCCGAUAAAGUUGCAAACUCCGUUAAAGAAAUUGGGUUUUCAACAAUUCAUAUCGGUUAAUAACAAUGGUUAUGAAGGAGGGAUACUAGUAGCCAGUAAAGACGACAACAUGCAGCUGGUUCUGAUUAAUAAGAGUGAUAAGUUUAUUCAUAUGCAAGGCACUGAUAAGCAUGGGAAUGACUGGCGAUUUACUGUGAUUUAUGUGAGACCUAACCCUAGCAUCAGAAAAGACUUGUGGGAGAAUAUGAGGAGUAUUGCUAUUGAUAUGGAUAGACCUUGGCUUGUCGCUGGUGGUUUCAAUGAUAUAGCCUCUGCGAAUGAGAAAAAAGGUGGAGGUCAAGUGUCAGCUCAAAAAUGUCAGAUUUUUAGAGAUAACAUGGAGGCUUGUAAACUGGUGGAUCUUGGAGCUCAUGGGCCUAAAUUCACUUGGCGGGGCCCUAUCUAUCAUGGUGGUCAGAGAGUCUAUGAAAGACUGGAUCGUGCUAUAUGCAAUGAGGAAUGGAGACUGUUAUUUGAGGAAGCCCAGACUAGAGUUUUAACGAGAGUGGAAUUCUCGGACCAUCAUCCAAUCAUGACAUCCUUUAGAAGUUGUAAUCAUGAUAGAGCUGCUAAGCCGUUUAGGUUUGAGAUCUCAUGGAUGAUUGAAAAUAAGUAUAUUGAUAGACUCAAAGGACAUUGGAACAAUAAGGAGGAUUUGGUGUCUAACCUUAAAAGAAUUGAACAUGAUGCAACAGAUUGGAAGAAGUUUUCUAUUCAGCAUGUGCAACGGGCCAAGAAAGGUUUGAUGACACGUUUGAAUGGUAUUCAAAGGAACAUCCACCUCAGGCAGAAUAAUAGAGGUCUUCUUAAGCUAGAAAAGAAGUUGCAAGAAGAACUCAAAACAAUUCUGCGACAAGAGGAACUCAUGUGGUUUCAGAGGUCAAGAACUAAAUGGUUGGUUGAUGGAGAUCGAAACACAAAAUACUAUCACCUGCAAACAGUAAAGAUAAGGAGAAAGAAUAAAAUCCUCAUGUUAAAGGAUGAGAGUGGCAAUUGGAUUGAAGAUAAUGCUUAG
Vicia villosa (hairy vetch) is the source of this 2772-nucleotide messenger RNA. RefSeq lists its product as uncharacterized. The transcript is spliced from 4 exons. NCBI's taxonomy places the organism in Eukaryota, Viridiplantae, Streptophyta, Magnoliopsida, Fabales, Fabaceae. Gene Ontology annotation, molecular function: zinc ion binding; catalytic activity; nucleic acid binding. The coding region runs from base 1 to 2772 and encodes 923 amino acids. The record is from RefSeq and is a predicted model, not a curated record.